Messenger RNA from Aaosphaeria arxii CBS 175.79, 4964 nucleotides. RefSeq names its product glycosyltransferase family 24 protein. Lineage: Eukaryota; Fungi; Ascomycota; Dothideomycetes; Pleosporales. The transcript has 3 exons. Gene Ontology annotation, cellular component: endoplasmic reticulum. Bases 256 to 4794 code for a protein of 1512 amino acids. The record is from RefSeq and is a predicted model, not a curated record. Gene Ontology annotation, molecular function: UDP-glucose:glycoprotein glucosyltransferase activity.
AACAAUCAUUACCGCCCUUUGCUACCUCAUAAACGGUGUGUGUCUUUCGAGCAGCGCGUCUUUGAAGAGCCUCAAAUACAAUUGGCAGAGGUUGGGUAUUUUCAGCCUUAAUUGGCCCCGAUUACGGAAUGCCAUACGUUGCAACUUUGAUAUAUUAGAGCUCCGCCAACUACCUUGCUACUGGCUCAUCCAUCGCCCAGACUUCCCCGGUAGGACGUUUAGAGGUUGAAGGAGCUCCACCAGCUAGCUUGAAAGAUGCGGGCAUUCAGAAAUUCUUUGGGGCUGAAGGGCCUCUGCUGGCUCAGCGCCGCGGUGACGACUGGGGUUUUCGGCGAACAGGUUAAGGUCGAAUUGAAAGCUGCGUUUAACUCUGCGCCAUACCUCGUGGAAUUGCUGGAAACCGCAGCAGAAGAAGUACCCGAUGCUUACUUUCCCCUCCUCGAUCGCAUCGCCGGAGGCUGGUUCGACGAAGCCAGAACGGACCAACAGUUACACGCGAUGUUCAUAGCGACGUUAGAAGCGGACGGACAUAUGCCAGAACCCGAGGAGAGAUCGUCUUAUCAACUUGCCCUGUCGGUGCGAUCAGCAGCACCGCGAAUCGAGGCACAUUACCAAUUCUACAACACAUCCGUCGAGCCAUCAAUACCGGCCGGACAGGGAAGCGGCUGCGAGACAUGGGUGGCAUUUAAGGGCAAACAAUACUGCGAUCCGGAAUUGGCGAAGGAACAUGGAAUCAUCAAGAGUGAACAUACGAAUGAGCUGCCGUUCGAUCGGAUCUCGGGCAACAGCUCACACGAGCUACCCUCGAUAUUAUACGCGGAUAUCACCUCGCCUUCUUUUGCAAAAUUUCACAAUGUUUUGAGGAAAACGGCUAAAGAAGGAAAGACAUCAUAUCGAAUCCGUCAUAAGCCGUCGACACGUGGAAAACAGAGGCCCCUGUUGGUGAAUGGGUAUGGAGUAGAGCUGCAAUUGAAGCGAACGGACUACAUUGUCAUUGACGAUCGUGACAAAGGCGACAAACCUACCGAGCAAAAGCGAGCCACCGCUGGACUGGACACUGAGCACGAAGUCGCGGAUCUGAAGCCCCUAUCGGCAUCCGAGGUCAACACACUUGGCCAAAAUGCUGCCGACUUUGUCUUGAAGAGCGACAAGCCGUUGAGCACCCUUCUGAAGUUGGUCCAGGACUUCCCUAAGCACUCUUCGUCAAUCGCCGCCCACGAGGUAUCCGAAGAGUUCUUGAAUGAACACAAGAACAACCGUCAACAGCUUUUGCCAUCGGGCAUGAACGUCAUGUGGAUCAAUGGUGUGCAAAUUCCCAACCGUGACAUCAAUCCCUUUGCCUUGUUGGAUCAUCUCCGUCGAGAGCGGAAACUUAUCAAUGGAAUACGCCGCCAGGGUCUUUCCGGACCCGAGGCCAUCAAUCUCCUUUCGAAUUCUGCAAUUUCAGAGAAUCAAGCAGAUGAUGAACCCCAGCGUUAUGACUUCAGGGAUGAAAUUGAAGGUGGUAAUGUCAUUAUCUGGUUGAAUGAUAUUGAGAAGGACAAGAGAUACGAGAGCUGGCCUACGGAUAUCACCGCACUUCUCCAGCGUACUUACCCCGGCCAACUACCUUCUGUCCGCAAGGAUAUCCACAACGUCAUCGUUCCAGUUGAUUUCUCCUCCAGCGACGACGUAAUCUCCGUAGUCGAUGUCAUCCAGAAUAUGGUCAAGCGUAAAGUGCCAAUUCGUUGGGGAUUGGCACCUAAAACCUCAAGUGCUGGAUCGGUGGGGCAGGCGAAGGUCGUCUACCAUCUGUCGGAGACGUACGGGCUUUCCGCAGUCAUGAAAUAUCUCGACUCCAUCAAGGAAAAUAAGAAGCUUGGGACUCCAGAGCAGGGGACCUUUGAUGCCGCCGUGAAGGAUGCAAAACUCCGCACCGAUCGUACCGCCCUCGCCCUUGCUGAAGUCUUGCAGGCCGAGUCUCUCAAAGCUCGUACUGAUGGUGCAAAGCAAUAUCUUACACGUCUCGCAGCAACUGGCUCAGACGCUCCUUUCUUCGUCAAUGGUGUGGCUCUAGCACAGGGUGACGACUGGUUGUCCACGUUGAGCCAGCGCAUUAGCAUGGAUCUCCGAAUGAUCCAACGAGGUGUGUUCGAGCAGGUUUUCACGGACGAUACCUGGCUGCCUCAGUACUUCCUUUUCAGUGCAGCGACGAAGAGAAACCCAUUGAUCAUUCCGGAGAAUGAGAAAAAUAUCAUCCUGGUCGACAUGGCCGAGUUCCAGCAAAAGUACCAAGAGAUAUUCGAGCAAUUGCCCACCAUUGCGGCUGCAGAUAGUUCUGUCAAGAAGAACCCGGCACACUUGACUGUCAUUGGCGACUUCGACUCCGAAUCAGGGCUCAACCUGCUUAAAUCUGCAGCUGAGUACCGAAAGGAGAACUAUAACGUCGAACUUGUUCUGAUCCACAAUCCUCAGGCUGGUGCUGAGCUAUCAAACGCAUCCGAAGACAUCCUCGAAAGCUGGAUCAAGUCUAACCACGAUCUGACUAUCAACCGGCUUCUUGAAAUUCUAGCUCAAGAGCCUACAUUUUCGCCAGUGGUCGGAAAUUCUACAUUGUUCUGGGAAUCAGCGAAGCCAAUAGUUUUGGAGGCUUUCGGACUAAAGUCAGGCCAAAGCGCUUUGCUGCUUAACGGCCGAUACGUUGGACCCAUUCCUGAGGGGCAAUCAUUCUCCAAGGACGAUGUCGACACCCUCGUUUCUUACGAAACUACUAAGCGCAUCGGACCUCUCAGCAACGCCCUUGAACAGCUGCAGAUCUCAGACAAGAUUGCCUUGCCCUUCGAUUUCGCGAAACUGCAGUCACUUGUCUCGCUCUCAACCAUCUCGGAUGUGCCAGAAGGAAUCUUCGAAACUGCAUCUACAGUAAGAACGAGCCGUUUCAAUGUCUGGAACGAUGCCCACACAGCCAUUAUCAAGGGCGAUAACGCCACCGCCGUCAUUCAGAUUGUUGUUUCCCUCGAUCCAGCUACCGAGUUGGCCCAGAAAUGGGUUCCAAUCUUGAAUGUUCUCUCCGAAAUGAAAGGAGUCUACCUCAAACUGUUCUUGAAUCCCAAGGAUUCGCUCCAGGAACUACCCGUCAAGCGAUUCUACCGCUAUGUGCUUAACUCUGAACCCAUGUUCGAUGAGAACGGUGACCUUAAAAGCCUAGCUGCCUCGUUCUUAGGCAUUCCUCAAGAUGCACUACUUAAUUUGGGCAUGGACGUUCCUCCCUCGUGGCUAGUUGCACCUGAAGAAUCAGUCCAUGAUCUUGACAACAUCAAGCUUAGACCGUUAGGAUAUCACGGCAUCAAAGCAGUCUACGGACUCGAAAGUAUCCUCAUUGAAGGUCACUCGCGCGAUGUAACGAAUGGUGGACAGCCUCCCCGAGGAGCGGAGCUUGUCCUCUCCACUGACAAGGACCCCCACUUCGCCGAUACCAUUAUCAUGGCUAAUCUGGGAUACUUCCAAUUCAAGGCCAACCCAGGGUUCUUCAAGAUCCAACUCAAGGGCGGUCGCAGCCAGGAGAUCUUCACAAUUGACAGUGCAGGACCUGCCGGCUGGGCUCCUGUCCCCGGCGAUGAAACCAGCGAGAUUGCCCUCAUGAGCUUCCAGGGUGCAACACUUUUCCCUCGCCUCUCUCGCAAACCUGGCCAGGAAGAAGCCGACGUGCUAGGUAGCGAGGAGAACGUAGCCGCCGAACUCGUCGAGAAGGGCACCCAGAAGGUCAACAAACUGCUCGGAAAGAUUGGUCUCGGAGGAUUCAACACCGACAAAGUGCAAAAGGCGUUAUCUAAGAAGUCCGCCGGCAGCGGCGUCGUACAGGCGGAAAUCAACAUCUUCUCCGUCGCCUCGGGCCAUCUCUACGAGCGCAUGUUAAACAUCAUGAUGCUCUCCGUGAUGAAGCACACCAAGCACACCGUCAAAUUCUGGUUCAUCGAGCAAUUCCUCUCCCCGUCCUUCAAAACCUUCCUCCCGGCCAUGGCCGCCGAAUACGGCUUCCAAUACGAAAUGGUAACCUACAAAUGGCCGCACUGGCUGCGCGGCCAGACGGAGAAGCAGCGCGAGAUCUGGGGCUACAAGAUCCUCUUCCUGGACGUCCUCUUCCCUCUCGAUCUCGACAAAGUCAUCUUCGUCGACGCCGACCAGAUCGUCCGCACCGACAUGUACGAGCUCGUGCAGCACGACCUUCAAGGCGCGCCCUAUGGCUUCACACCCAUGUGUGACUCCCGCACCGAGAUGGAGGGCUUCCGCUUCUGGAAGCAAGGCUACUGGGCCAACUUCCUGCGCGGCCUCCCCUACCACAUCUCCGCGCUCUACGUCGUCGACCUCAAGCGCUUCCGGCAGAUCGCCGCCGGCGACCGCCUCAGACAGCAGUACCACUCGCUGUCUGCGGACCCGAACUCCCUCUCCAACCUCGACCAGGAUCUGCCGAAUAAUAUGCAGUUCAACCUUCCCAUCCACAGCCUGCCGCAGGAGUGGCUCUGGUGCGAGACCUGGUGCUCCGAUGAGAGCCUCAAGGACGCGAAGACGAUCGAUCUCUGCAAUAAUCCGCAGACGAAGGAGCCCAAGCUCGAUCGCGCGAGGAGACAGGUCCCCGAGUGGACGACAUACGAUGAUGAGAUCGCGGCUCUAGCGAAACGGGUCAAGGGAGGUAAGAGCGAGAGUGAGAGCGAGAGUAGCGGCGAGAGUGAGGGUAAGAGUGGCAGCAAGGGGUCUGCAGGUAGUCACGGCGAGCCUCAGGCUUGGGGCGGAGAGCGAGUAAAGGACGAGCUCUGAAGACACCGAUGAUGAUGACAAAAUGAACUGAGAACCUCCCUUUAGAUAGAUAGACAAAGAGCGGAGCGGAGCGUGUAAACGAUCAAUAUGUAGUAGUAGCAGGUGGUUGCGGGCAGGCAAAGCUGUUGCAGUAUAGUACGAGUAGUAUACAGACAUAACAUGACACACAC